Molecule: messenger RNA, 2659 nt
Organism: Papilio xuthus (Asian swallowtail)
Lineage: Eukaryota; Metazoa; Arthropoda; Insecta; Lepidoptera; Papilionidae
Product: probable cyclin-dependent serine/threonine-protein kinase DDB_G0292550
Exons: 2
Coding region: 59-2593 (844 amino acids)
Source: RefSeq, a predicted model, not a curated record
AAAACAACGUAAAUCGCGAUUAAUUUUAUUCCAAGUCAAAGACUGUAGGUGAAUAUAUAUGAUGUCUCCUACAAUUCUUUGGCUAUUCUAUUGCUUCGCUGUGCCGAACGUCCGCAGCGAUGUAGAACUAGCCGGAGCAGCUUUGAAAUCGGACAAAUCUAUUGAAAACAAUGCUAAUAGCGACGUGGCAGAUAACAAAAGUGAUCUGACUAGACUCAACAGUGACUCUAACUUAGCCGUACCGGAUGCAAACCUUAAUCUAGGAGCUUCAGAUUCAGCUAACAGAUUAUCUAGACAGAAUGAACAGGAUUCCAGUGCUGCCAGUGAAAACAGCCAUGAUAAUUUGAGAAAUUUAAGAUUAAAUUCGAAUGGCGUUGAUGUUUAUGAUUUCACAAGCCGUGCAAAUAAUUUAGGACAUCCAUCAUUAAAUGAUUUAAAUGGGGUUUUAAGUGGACUCGAAGCUUUACAUAAAGCAAAUGCGGUUAGGAAUGGUAGACUAAAUGUUGUGACACGAAGCGGACUUAAUGAUCAGAAUCAAGUCAAUCUUCUUGAUGGCAGUCAACUAUCAACUUUGAUAGCACUUAAUAGACACGGAGUUGGUGAAAAUGGCGUCAACGGUUUAAGUGGAUGGAAUAUAUUAGAGAAAAAUGGUUUAACUAACUCUAAAGGUUUGAAUGCACUUGAAAAUGUAAUCGUACAAAGAUCAGCUGCAUUACGUGAGAUAAACAGCGAUAAAGUACAUGCUGUUAACAAUGUUAAUGAUUUGAAUGGAGAUAAAGAAAAUUUACUAUCUACUGUGAAUCGAUGGGCUGUACUUUCUAAACACCAUGUAGGAGAUCUAAAUAACCAAGAACAACAUUUAGAUGGUAAACUAGCAGUGAAUGAAGUAAAUGGUCAAUCAGACACCAAUGAUCUCAGUAAAAGUGGCAUAAGUCGUGUUCACCACAGAUCAGAUAAUGUACACAGCUUGGAUGGUUUAAGUCAUCGUAAUUUAGGACUGGUUAAUAAUAACGACAAUUUGGUUAAACUACGACUGAGUGAAGCUAACAACGACGCAAAUGGUAUUACCAGCCUUGGUGUACACAAUAAUCUUCAUUCGAGUAACUUGGACGAUAGUUUAAAUUUGGAACAUCAAAAUAAUUUGCUAAACCGUAUCCAUAAUCAUGCGGAUGACGUAAAUGUAUUAGGAAGUGCAAACCUUUUAACCGAAAUUAGCAGAAGUGGUUUAGGUGCAGCUAAUUUGAAUAACCGAAAAGUUAGUCUCAACGCGUUAAAAGAAGCAAUCAAACUUGGAUUACAACAACCUGUACUUUUAGAUAGAUCCAUAUUGAUAGGAAGAAGUGGCAAUGGAUUGAAUGAGGAAGAUUUAUUAGCUGCAGCAGAUCAUCAUAAUGAAGGAAAGUUGAAUGCACUAAGUGCACUUAUUAGUUUAAGCGAUAAUAACAACAAUUUAAGAAGCGCUUUAAAUAAUUUAGCCAAUCUAAAUGGUUUAAGUAGAUCUGGCGAAAGUAAUGUGAAUGGAAUUGGCUUAGUAGAAGGCUCUAACAUUCACCGCAAUUCUAAUGAAUUAACUGGCAGCAGUAGUUUGCAUGCCAGUAAUGUAAAUAGUUUGAAAUCCAGCCAACCUACUUCACUGGUCAAGUCGGUAAGCCUCAAUAGCCUUGGUGUCAACGUUGAUGGAGAAUCUGGUCUAAAUUCUCUUAACACUGCCGAAACAUUAAACAGAGAACAUGAAAACUUAUCAAAUGUAGAAAAUAAUUUAGAUUCAGAAGGAACAGUACAAAGCAGAUUGCCUGCAGUCGAAAUUGAAUUGGACAAUCAUAAUAGAAGAUACAUAGGCAACAGGUUGGGAAACAUGGGAUUAGGCCACAGUAAAAGUUGGGGUCAAAAUCAGCCAAUACAUUCCCCGUAUGAUUUACCAAAAAAUGUACUACCCUAUUCAACACAUAACAGACCUGUAGUAACUCAACCUUAUAGACAGCAAGGAUGGUAUCAAUCUUAUCACCCCACCACUUAUAUCCCCUACGCCUUAAAAGGACGAAGUGGAUUGAAUGAUGAGGUACCUUUAAACAAUGAUGUAAUCGAUCUUUCAACUUUAUUGCUAUAUAUUAACAAUUUAAAUAACGUUGAUGGUUCAUCUAACAAGCUAGUAGAUUUAACAGAUUACGACAUCGAUAAUUUAUUACGUUUAUUUAAAAAAAGCGAGCUCAAUGGAAUAUCAAUUGGUAAAAAUGAACUGAGAAAUGAUGUUGAAGGUAAUUCUCAUAAUAUUGCUUCGGAACUCGAUGCUAUUAAUCUCAGCGAAUUAAAUAACAUGAACAAUCGAAGAAUCUUAAACAACAUAUUAAGAAGAUUUCAUUCGAACGUAGAUAAUGUAAACGUUGCCAACAAUGAUUUACUAAAUCUGAAUGCUGACGUUCAACACGGUCUACACAAAUUAGUUGGAGUAGAUUCUUUGACAGUCAAAUCAAAUAACAAUGACCUUGAAGAAGCAGUCAAAGAAGUUUUAAGAUCACACAACGUCAAUGAGCAAAACAUAGAUGUUGAAAACGUGGUAGCAGAGGCAAGAAGAAAUUUUAUGAGCAUUGGAUAAGUGAUAAGUUUGCGUGCCUAUUUAUAACAUAAUUUUACUGCCCAUGAACCGUGCCAUUAAAAAAUA